Eubalaena glacialis (North Atlantic right whale) is the source of this 1763-nucleotide messenger RNA. RefSeq names its product biogenesis of lysosomal organelles complex 1 subunit 5 (gene BLOC1S5). Gene Ontology annotation, cellular component: BLOC-1 complex; transport vesicle. The record is from RefSeq and is a predicted model, not a curated record. The transcript has 5 exons. Lineage: Eukaryota; Metazoa; Chordata; Mammalia; Artiodactyla; Balaenidae. Bases 30 to 623 code for a protein of 197 amino acids.
GCGGCCGCGGGUGGGGGGAGCUGGCCGAGAUGAGCGGCGGAGGGACGGAGGUCCCCGUGGUUUGUGAGGCCGCCCCGGGCGGCGGCGGCGGCGGUGGCGGCAAGAAGAAGGACUCGCUGGGGACCGGGGGCUCGCCAGCCCACCUCAUUAUCAAGGAUCUUGGAGAAAUUCAUUCAAGGCUGUUAGAUCACAGACCAGUUAUCCAAGGUGAAACCCGUUAUUUUGUGAAAGAAUUUGAAGAAAAACGUGGUCUUCGAGAAAUGCGAGUUCUUGAAAACUUGAAGAACAUGAUCCAUGAAACAAAUGAGCGUACUCUUCCCACGUGUAGGGAAACGAUGCAAGACAACUUAAACCAAGUUCUCCAGAGAUUGCAAGCAGCUACUGACUCGGUCUGUAGACUCCAACAGAGGGAACAGGAGCGAAAAAAGAUGCAUAAUGACCAUUUAAUAGCUAGUGAGAAACAGCAUAUAAUGCAGUGGGAGGAUUUCAUGAAAGAACAACACAGCAAACAGGCUGAAGUGGACGAAGAGCACAGAAAAGCCAUGGAGAGGCUUAAAGAACAAUACGCCGAGAUGGAGAAGGGCCUGGCAAAAUGUCCAGCCUUUGGAGAACUUGAACCAUAACAGUGACAAACUGAUGAGAAAACAUUAACUUCCCCUCAGAAACCGCUCCCACCAAACCGCUUAGGCUCUGCCUCAAGUUUAUUAGCAAUGUAUUCAGUGGCACUCUUCUGCAGAAAAAAGAAACUGCUACCGGAGUCUUAGCUGUUUCCUAGAAGAAGAAUGCCACAUCUUCCCAGUUUUAAGUCCUGUAUCUGCCUAUAUCUAUAAAUGGGGAGAAGUAGGAGGAAAAUGGUAUAAACAUGCGCUUCGUUAAUGAGGAUUGGUCUUAGUUUCCAUUGAUUAACUCGGAGAACUGUAAAUACAGACUUCUUAGAAAAGUAAUUUAAUUCAUUCUUAUGCAGGGUUAAUGUUACUUUAUUAUUGUGGCUCAGAAGGCCGAUAUGGUGGCUGCCUGUCAGAGCCUCCCUGGCUCUUGGAGGAAUGUGUACAGUGUUAUUCCAUGAGUAAUGUACUGAGAAACAACUGUCCUGGGAGCAGAGACCACAUUGAAGAGAGUCAAAACUUUGUCUCUGCUCUUCAAAGAGAGCCACGUUGGUCUCUGAAUGGCCUAUUGGGAGGAGUUGCAGAUUUUGCAUGGCAGCGUAAUGCCGUGUUUCACUGGAUGACAAGACAUGCUUGUUAAGUUUGUGGCCUUCCAGCACUUCAUAUUUUCAGCUUUUCAAAUGUGCUCACAAGGAAAAGCUUACCAAAAAUAGUUGACUUUUAACCUUUCCAAGAACCAUAAUCUUGCCCAUAGAUUUACCUCAUUUUUACAUGUGUUCUGCUGUGGGUAAGCUUUGUAAGAUAAAUAAUGUCUAUACAUGUUUCAACUGUUCAAUGAGUAAUCAGCAAAAUCUGCCAAGGCGUCCCUCUGGAACCAUAUAAAGAUUCUGGCUCUGAGUAAACCAGAAGUAUUUGCCCACAUGGCAAAUGAUCCAUGUUAAAUGUAAAUCCUUUUUAGUGUUUAAUGUCUGUUCUCAUAAGCAGGUGUAUUAAGAUGAAACAUAUACCAGUUCUGUCAUCACUGUGAUCUUUAAAAAUCUGCAUUUAACAAUCUAAUUGAGGAACUAAGUUGAUUUUUUAUUUGCCAUAAACCAAGCAGAAUUAAAUGCAAUAAUUUUAAGAGAUUUAUGGCAAAUGAAUUUGAGGUAUGGAUAAAUC